ACUAGGCACCUACUCAUUCACCAUUUUUAUAGGGCUUGGUUUGUGCUAUGGUUGUGCAAAAUAUGUGUUUUAUGAUAAUCGGGGCUGAUUGAUAUCGGCACCAGACUGAAGCAGAGAUUCCACUUCAAAGAUGGAGCCGACUUGAACAGACAUAGCCCUAUGUGGUGCUGCCAGGAACCUCCAUGAUGACCAUCAUCGCAGCAGUGGGCCAGUUGACUGGGUACCCAAGACAGCUGUGCUCAUUCAAGGCAUUCCGCAAGAAGAAGAACCAGUAAACACCAUGGAGAGGGGCCCACUCCCCACCUCACUGGACCUUCAGCGCAAGGCCCAUGAGAAGCUGCUUCUGGAAGGGCCCACAGUAGUCCAAACACUGCCAGCUGUGCAGCAUAAACGGUCAUCAUCAGAUGAAGAGUCACGUCUCGACGAAGAGCUGAAAAGGGCCGCCUGCAAGCUGCCCAAGAAGCGCAAGUUCGCAUAUGAACAGAGAGAACUUCCACAGUCUACGCACAGUUCCCCUAUCGUGGGUGUUGACCUACGGGACUGGCGUGGCCAUCGGGUGUUGGUGUGCCUGCAGGACUUCUACGUACCGGGUGUCAUCCGCGAAGCAGACACCCCGCACGACCUCCUCGUUGAGCUGGACGCGGGGCGAGAGCUGGUACGAGUGCGUGACGUGUUGGAUUCUGGAAGAUCUCAUGUAGUAAGUGAUCACAGUCCGUCGCCCGGUCAGGUUUGUGUAGGUACAGAGGUGUGUGUGCGAGUGGAAGAAAACGUCUACGUAGAAGGGGUGGUAGCCGACGUGAGGCCGGGACCACCGGCGCAGUACCUCGUCCGCGUGUUGAGGGGCAACGGAGCCGAAGCCAUGUGGGUGAGUCGUGCCGGGCUGCGGUUACGACUGCCGCCCUGGUGGGAGGAAAUGGAAGUAGCGAGGCAAAGACCGCAGGCACCGGUCGUUCAGGAGGCUCCUCCUCAGCAGAUACUUUCGCACAGCGUCUCCGUCAUCACGGAGAGUGCGCACUGUGGUCAGCCUCCGCACCUGCCGGGCUACGAGGCCGACCGCAUGGUGGGCACGCCUCAGAGGCACCGAAAGAGCCUCUCGGUGAGUUCUCCCGCUAACGCGGAGGACGACUCUUCGGACGACGACCUCAAGACGGGUCGAAUCGAAUUCGAUCCGGGACGCUUGGCAAUGGGUCGCGAGAGUCUGACGCCGAGGUCGCGAAUAGCUCCAUCCACCGAAAUGAGAGUCGUGACACCGCGUUCACCGGCCGCACAACACAAGUACAAGAAAGGAGACAUAGUCUCGACGCCCAAUGGGAUACGCAAGAAGUUCAACGGUAAACAGUGGAGGCGGCUGUGUUCGCGUGAGGGCUGCACAAAGGAGUCCCAACGUAGGGGCUACUGCUCGCGCCACUUGUCCCUCAAGGGCAAGGCCGGGGCAACCCGCAAGCCCCUAGGAAGGGGGGGCCGAGAGUGGGAGGAAUCUUCCAGGGAGAGCGACGGUGGAAGUCCUGGAGAGCGUAGGAUUCAGGGCCGCUUCGACCGCGAUGAGACCGAAGCCGCCAACAUGCUGGUGUCACUUGGGAACUCUCGCUCCACAACUCCUGCUAGUCCUCAGAGGCCUGAACCAUUUGCCCCCGUGGCACCCUGGAGACCGGAAGACGGUGUGUACCGCACGACUGCGGUAGUGCUCCACCGGCCAACUGUGGUACGGACUGACACCUCGAGGUCUUUGUGCGGAGAACCCGUUUCAGUUAUCCAGCAUCAACUGACAGAGCAGAGUGACAUCUUCCGCGGGUCUGAGCAGAGGGCACUUCUCCAGCAGGCCCUGCAGGGUGUGAGAGAUGAUGUACGAACAGCAAGAGAGGUGCCCAAUGAACAAGUAGUGGUACAACAGCAUCCCAGUCCUGCCCAUUUGUUACCUGUUAUGCCUGUUGUAGUAACCAAUGGGGAGAAGCAGAAGGAAGAUGAGGCAGUAGACGAUGGCGGGUGGAAUGGCAAGCCUAUCCCAGUUUUUCCAUGGCACUCCUUGGUGCCAUUUCUUGGCACCCACCCGUCACCUCCUAACAGUGCACCCCCCACCGUGACAGUUGCACCCCAGCCGCCAGAAGUAACCCAUCACCCUUCCUCGGCUACUUCAGGAGGUUGCCCGCCUGAGGUAGAAGAAGGAGACGAUGAUGUGUUUGAGGUAGCCGAGAUGGGACCUGUACCAGCACCAAAAAGGAGAACACAGUCAUUGAGCGCCCUUCCCAAGGAUGAACCCAAGAGUCCACGCAAAGGCAAAGAGAAAGAACACAUCCGUCGGCCGAUGAAUGCUUUCAUGAUCUUCAGCAAGCGUCACCGUGCAUUGGUGCACAAACGACAUCCCAACCAAGACAAUCGCACAGUGAGCAAGAUCCUGGGGGAAUGGUGGUACGCCCUGAACCCUACAGAGAAACAGCAGUACCAUGACCUAGCUUUCAAGGUGAAAGAAGCCCACUUCAAGGCGCAUCCUGACUGGAAGUGGUGCAGUAGAGACAAGAAGAAGUCGAGUAGCAGUGGAGUAGGACCAGGAGCUGGGAUAGCUGGCGUCGGAGCAGUAGGAAUCUUGGGCAAAGAAGGAGGUACCAAAUGUCCCAGUACUUCGGAAGAGUCAGCAAAUCACGAUUCUCUGGGAAAAGAUAAACUGAAAGAUGACUACAAGAAUGGAAUUGAAAUUGACAGCUGGUCUACUGAGAAGCACUGCAGUCACACCCCAAAUGGGGCUAGUCUUACCAGGGAUGCUGCAGAUGGAGGAGCAUCAAGCGAUGAUGAGCGCAUGGUCAUUUGUGAAGACGAAGGUGACAGCGACCUUACAGUGAUAGAUCUACAGUGCAAAGAGCGUGUUGUGGAAUCUGACUCCGAAGACACUCCUUCAGAUAACGAGGCGCCCUCGUCUCGAGCAUCUCCCCCUGCUGUACCACCGGCUGUACCACCAGAGGCAGCCCACCGGCCAACGCCUGUGGGGCUUGUUCCCACCAGUGCGGUGCAAGGGACCCCACCAGGGGGUUACGCGGGAUUUCACCCGACGGGUGCUGUCUUUCGUGAUGUACAAGUGCCUCGCAGGAAGGUUUCUCCUCAUGAGAUGCUGCAGCAAUGCCCAGUGCUGGCUACCGCUGAGUCAAAGAACUUGGGAGGGAACAAAUCAGGGCUGCAACUGCCAACGACUGUGAUGGUUGGGGCAGGACCCCAAUAUGCCAUCUUGAGCCCCCCAACAGUACCUCGUGGUUCAGGUGCUCCUCUGACUGGAGUGCUGCUCAGGGCAACCAGUGUUGGGCAGCAACAAGCGCCACAGCAAACGCAGCUGCAGUAUAUAUUACCAUCGAUCACUGUACAGCCUCCAACUACUCCCAUGCAAGGUGUGCUUCAGAUGGCCAUUCCAUCUGGUAGCAUCCAACUUGGGACACCGAACACGACAGCAAUGCACAGGGUGCUGACCUCUCCUCCAUCUGUUGUUACAACCAAUAGCAGCUUAGGCAGUGGUGGAGUGCCCUCUAUCCAAAGGGUGGUGCUGGCCCCUAGAGAGGGCGCAGCUACCCAGCUGGUGACGUUGGCCCCCACCUCGUUAGCUGCUCCCAGAGACACUCAGGGCACCUGUCUCCUGCUGCCUUCUCCUGAAAGGGCACACAUUUCCCCAUCCGCAUCACCUAUGCAAGGAAAUAUUCGACCCAUCAACCCAAGUACCAAAGAAGAGGGCAGUGUGUCCCUAAGUCCUGCACAAACCAUGGGUCUACGUGUUGCUGUGAUGUCCUCUGCCCCAGUAAGUUCCCCUGCCAGAUCUAGGGUCUCUCCUUUCUUCACUGGAGUUUUGUCGAUGAAAUCUGGAAACCUUACUCCGACCGAGACCAAGUUGGACUCCUUUGGACGUGUGCAGCGCCUGUUUACUGUGCCCAGCAUUGUCAGUCAACCGGAGAGACCACGAGCACCCGAAGAAACACCCAAAACGGAAAGCUCACUGUGCAGUUCUGAUGGGCUCGAUGGGGGCACACCUCGGCCAGUAAAGAGGAUGGCUGCAUCACCUGGAGGUGCAGACACAAAGGAUGGAAAUCCAUGUUUCGUGCUGGCGCCCACACCUGCACAGCUUGGGCGAGCCCCCGGGCAGCUGAAUUCCAAGCGCUCGACUACAACUACUAUGCAGCAGCAACAGCCCUCUCACUUGGAACGACCACUGCUCGGGAAGGAACAAGAAGCGUCGAAGGAAAGCGCAAAAGAUGCUUCUAGAGACGUUCAGAAGGAUGACUCCAAGGAUCCGCUGAGGGAUAACAAAGACACCUCCAAGGAAAGUGUUCAAGGGGUGACAAAGAGGUCUGCGCUGAAGAAGGGUGGCGAUGAUAGAAUGGACAAGGUGUUAGAAGAAGUGAACUUCAGUGCUCGAUUUGCUAAGCUUCCAGAGUUCAGGCCUGAAGAAUCGCCAUCUGCAACAGCAUCCUUACCCAGUUCUCCUUUCGUCCAGACCUAUAGGAAACGACCAAAGCCAUCUGCCGCGCAAGGUGCAGAAGCGGAGGACAGCGCUAGUGCAUCGCCGUCGUCAGAAACCCCUCGCACCCCCAAGAGUUGUAGCAAGCUGGAAGGUACAAAGUUCUUUGGGCCAAACUUUAACUUGGAUGCCCUAGCAGAUAACAGCCAAAAUGAGGAAGCUGUGUCCGAUGGAGAAGGAGCGGCAUCUCCGCGGACUCCCAAGACGCCGUGCACGGAAGGGGAGAAGUCUCAAUCAUCGCUGCGACGCAUCCUGGAGCAACGCCGGCAACUGGUGAUGCAGCUGUUCGCAGAAGAAGGCUGGUUUCCUUCGGCUCAAGCAACAGCAUCUUUCCAGCAGAAGCACAGAGACAUUUUCACUAAUAAGAACACACUACAGCUCAAAAUUCGGGAAGUACGCCAGAAGCAGAUGGCCCAGAACAGUGCCCUGGUCAGCACACCGGGGCCCCACGACACACCUGAGACCCCCAAGGAGGCCGCUGGACCUCAAACAGCCGAGCCACAUUGAACCCAAAUGCUCAGAAAUAGUUUUAUGUGCUCCAGUGAUGGUGAAGAUCUAAGACAAUGAUGACUGGUCAUGCUCUGAGAUCCCAGCAAACGCUUCUGACCAAGAGGGUUAAUAAAAAUGAUGCCAAAAGUGAUAAUUCUUGAGCAGCACGACAGAUGCGCUCAGAAACUAGGAUCUCAAAAGACUGAACAAACAGUGUACAGUGAUAUCACGUGGCUUGCAGCCCCAAUGAGUGUUGAAUUGUUCGACUGUUACCCGUAUUUUACCUGCACUCUUCAUAAAGGAACCACGUACCAACAUGCAAAAGCUGGAGAAACCCAUGUGACCACACAUUGGACCACUUGCACGAGCUUAGAAGUCUGCAACAUUGCAAAAUGCGCGGACUGACUCUGCAACGUAUUUGCGAAACGAAGGCGAGACUUCACGUUUCUGUAAUGGCCAUUGGCAUUUGAAGGGUUCUUUAUUUGCUGACUUAUAUCUCUUUCAGUCUUUGUUGCAAAUACUGCUGCUUGUGGAGAUUAAGGAACAACAGUGCUGAUGUAUUCUAGGUUUGUCUUAUUCUGGCUUUGUCUGCCUAACACAUUGUGUUGAUGGAAAAUAUGCUCCUCUGAGCUUUAUUUGUGGCAUACCCUUUCUCAGCUUACUUUCAUGCCAUUCUGUGUAUUUUAUUACUGUGACCGGUAACCAUUUCCUGGUGUACUUGAAAAUGUUUUUAUGGUUGUACAAUAUUUAUUGCUGCAAUAAGUGAAGUACUGAAGGCCUAGGUUGCCAUUAAAAAUGGCUUUUGUUACGAGCGACGUGGUGCACAAAAUUAACUAGUAUGUAAUGGUACAGACACCAAGGGUUCAGUGUUGUUUUCCAGUGUUGUGUAAAAAUUGUCUAUAGGUUCAUAAGAUCACCCAUAAGAAAUUAUACAAGUUGGUAAAAGAGUGAAGGAAACACAAAUGAUUUGUUGCGAUUCACUAGCAAUUGCACGCUGAACUAUCAGGUGAUAAUGCAUGCUGUAAUUGGGAGAGAACUGUGAUGCCAGUUGUAAUGGAUUUUAAAGUGUAUGCUUAUUAUCUACGUGAACACUUGUUGAGCAUAUAGGCAUGGACUUUUUCUUCAGAUGAAGGUCUCCUGUAAUUAAGCACCCUAUAUUGACUCAGUUACACAUUUAACCUGAUUGAAACACUGUUCCUAUUCUGUGCUUGUUCCUGGCGUUACCUGCAUUAUACGUGUGCAACAGCACAUUUCUCAUAAAAAUUGCUUUCCAUUAUGGAAUUUCACCCAUUCUCUUUUGUGGCUCAGUUAUAUAUACAGAAGGAAGGAGAGUGAUUUCUGCUGUAGAGACCUUCAAAUAGUAACCAAAAAUGUUAGGAGCAACUGGCUCAUUAGUUAGGUAUUAUCUUGUCAUUUUAUUGGAGGUGAAUUUGCGGUAAGGUUUAUCUCAUGCUUAGACUCAUUACUACCUUUUGUGGUUUCUCUAUCACUUGCUGAAAGCAUUUUAUCACUUCUCUCGUACAAAUGUGUUUAUAUUUGAGAAGAAAUAUACGUCAUAUAACCAUAAUCAUUGUCAACUCCCCUUGAAUUACACACUUUUGACUUAAGUUCAUUGUUACACAUGUGUAAGCAUGCAUAGGAAGCACAUUGCCUUCAUGUGUCAUCACAUGUAUUUUGUACAUGCUUUUCUUCUUUCUUUAGGCAGUGUCUUACAAAUCAUUUUUUAACUAUACCAAUCGUGUAGCUGACGAAAAGUUACUGAACGUUUUAUGACGGAAUUGCAGAAUAUUUUUGUGUUUACUCCUGGAAAAUGCAGUUGACACUCUUGCGUGGCAGAGAUGACUUGAAGUUUGCAACAAAAAUCUAACCUGACUUCUGUUAGAUAUGUGUAUAUAUAUAUAUGUUGUGCCAUUAAGCAGAAUUACCCAUUUCACAAAUCAUGCACUUAAUGAAAUACUUAGGUCUUCACAGAGUUCAUAUGAUAUUCAUGAAGAUGUAAUAACCUUCAUCAGCAAUUCAUAAAAAUGGCUUACUGCUCGACAAGCUUUAUUUAUGUUUGACAAGUCGAGUCAUGCUCCAGUUUGUGCUCAUAGUACAGGCACUGGAAAGCUCUGUAUGGAUAAUGAAAAUUUUGGAUAAGUGAAGUUUUGGUGGAAUGUAAAUGGUGUAUUGUCAGUAAUGCAAAAUGCUGAGUGAAAAUUUCAGUCAUGUGCAAGUUGAUUUUACUACAAAUUAAUAUUAAGAAAGUUUGGUAUGUCAUCAGUAUUAGUCCGGACUUAUCCCGAAGACAACAUGGAUUAUUAUGCGUCCGACUGAACAUGUCCAAAGUUUAAAAGUUCUGCUGCACUUAAGCAGUUAAUUGGGUCGAAAUUUAUAAGGCGCAACAUUAAGGUUGUUACUCACUUUGUUCCAUACACUAAGGUUGCCUUGAAUCUACUUUUUCAGACAUUAAAUACAAGGAAUUAUAUGCAUAUACAUAGGGAGUGACUUUUUCGAGUUAAAUGCCACUCUCAGAUCGGGGGGGGGGGGGGGGCUAUUUUUAAAUCUAAUUCUGGGAGAAAUCGGGCAGUAAUUGUGCCUUUGGGUGUUAUCAGGUGUUUUUUUUUUUGUUGUUGUUUCUCCUCUUGUGUAUGAAGUCCUUUCCUAAUGUUUUUUUUGGGGUGACCUAUCAGCACUAAUCCCCGAGGCAUAGACAGUGCCGACACACAUGGGUGUAUUUCUGGGAACGUCAGUGACCUAUUCUUACGUGUGUUACACAUAACAACCUUUGUUUGUCUUUGGUGGAAAUGUCACUUAAGGAUUUCAUAGUGAAUGGAAUUCAGGGAGAAACUCGGUUUAACCCAAAUUGGUCGGAGGUUAGUUCGGGGCGGAAUAACCAGCCGGAACUGGGUUUAACCCGAAAAAGUCACUCCCUCCAUAUAUAUAUAAUGUGUGGCAUCCUUUCUUUGUAAAGCAAUUACCAUUAUCACGAAAAGUCAGUCAAUGCUAUUGCUUCUGUGUAGUGUGGCCAGUCUGCUCUCUAUUUUGUUUCUUUCUGUGUGCACAUGAAACUAUGGACUAUUGGUGACCUAUGUUCAAAUUGUACCUUACACGUUCAGGCAACUACUUCAGUCAGCUAUGAAUGUUGAAGAAAUGUGAAGCUGGCCAAUGUGUUCCAUGUGGAAGACUGUACAUAGCAACUGACCCCCCCACAAGAACUGUAACUACGGUCGCAAAACUGCAUUUUAAGUUAACCUUCUCCACUUAUGGACAAAGUAGUUCACCGUAUGGAACUUGUGUGUGCAGUGAUGUGUUUUGCACCAGUGGGACACAGCGUGAAAUGUGUGACAAUCACUGUGAAGUAACUCGUGUUCGAUAAACAAGAUCUCAAGGUGGCCAGGGGAAAAGCAGCCUUUUAGACAGUUUUAGUUCUAUGAAAUGUACAGUUCUUCCCCCCAGUAAAACUAAAAUAUGCACUGUGGUUGAGAUACUCUGUAUGUUGACUGAAUAAACAUGACACUGUAUUCUUUGUUUUCAA
This is a messenger RNA of Ornithodoros turicata, 8495 nucleotides long. It is a transcript of the gene cic, whose product is annotated as protein capicua homolog. The coding region runs from base 281 to 4996 and encodes 1571 amino acids. Gene Ontology annotation, cellular component: nucleus. Lineage: Eukaryota; Metazoa; Arthropoda; Arachnida; Ixodida; Argasidae. The transcript has 21 exons. The record is from RefSeq and is a predicted model, not a curated record. Gene Ontology annotation, molecular function: RNA polymerase II transcription regulatory region sequence-specific DNA binding; DNA-binding transcription factor activity, RNA polymerase II-specific. Gene Ontology annotation, biological process: regulation of transcription by RNA polymerase II.